Ectocarpus siliculosus is the source of this 719-nucleotide messenger RNA. The record is from the annotation of a GenBank genome assembly. NCBI's taxonomy places the organism in Eukaryota, Phaeophyceae, Ectocarpales, Ectocarpaceae.
AUGUGCUGUCAGCACAAUUCCUUCAACCAACAAUGGGCGUGGCUUUGGUGAUACUCUCCGGCGCAAUUGCGUUGGCCGUGCCUCCACCGGCCCAGGCAUUUUUAUCUCCUGUGACAAGGUUUACGUUCCCUCAGGGGACGUCUGAUUCAAUACACAGGUGCAACAACGCCAUAUUCGCCGUGUCCGGGAAGUUGACGGCGCGCGCUGAGGGCAGUUUGGUGUGCCCCCACGCGGGGAGCAGUUCGCGGUGCCCCCCGGCGGGCACCGGGGGGUUGAGCGCUCGAAAUCACCUCCUCUACAGCCGUCGGCCGUUGACAUGGGCCUCGGCCGCAACUUCAUCGGCAGGCGAGGGGGGUGACGCGGGGGGUGCUGCCGGGGGUCCUGGUGCAGACGGCGCAACGGGAGCAGAAGGAGAGGGCGUGUCAGGUGCGGCGGCUGAGUCGGCGAGAAAACCGCCGGAGCCCGCGGGAGCGUCAGGGGCGAUAGAAGACGAGCUGCUGGCGCAGCUGGUCGGGCAGGACUAUGGCAUGUUGGCCCUCUUGCGGAACGACAAGUUUAAGGGGUUGAUUGUGUUGUUGAGAAACUUGCCACCGGACGAGUGGGUCGCGGAGGUGGCGAGGACCUACCCGGACGACGACGAGGUUAAGUCGAUGAUGGGGCAGGUGGGGAAGCUGAUGCGGAUGAUCGACUACUACCAGAAAAACCAGCCCAAGAAGUAG